CUACCUCUCCACUGCUGUCUCGCGAAAAAACUCCACAUCGCCCUCCUCCAUAUAGACAGGUGGCCGCAUGUGCCGGGCCAUACGGUUGAGAAGGGCAGCCGCCUCCUCCCCCCACCGUCCGUAGCUCUCCGCCGACAGUGGGACGAUAGUAAAGUUGCUUGCUCUCGCCUCUGUGCCGUAUUUGCUGUGCUUCCUGUCGGCCGCGUUGCACAGCGCCUUGCCGUCUUCUGCUCCGUUCUGCCUGUUGGUGGCCGCGUGGUGUCUGUUGGUGAAGGGGUCGGGGCGUGUGGGGUGGGCGAUGGUGACGUCGCCGAGCCUGCCUUUUCCCUCCUCCACCCAGUAGAGGUCGAUCCGUUUGCCGUCUGGAUCGGUGGUGGCCGGGUAGACGCCCAGACGCGCCAGGUUGACCUCUCGGUCGACGGCGAUCUGGACGCUCCUGAUGAUGCGCCGCCACUCCUCGCACAGCAGGUCGUGCCGCCAGAUGCGCUCGUUGCCUGUGCCGCAGCAGAGGAGGUGAUCGCCGUAGGGGUCCAGCUGGGUGCCGCACGAGCAAGGGUCCGGUGCGAGUGAAGGGUGUUGGGUGGCGCCAAUCCUCAGACGGCAGCAGGUGACGAAAUCCUCGUUGAUGAAGCGCAGGCCCGGGUGUGCCGGGACCGUCGUCAGCCAGCCGCUAGCUCCUGGGCCUCGACAGCUCCUCAGCCGUGCGCGGUCUCUUGACUCCUCGCCGAACUCGUCCAGCAGGGUGUCUGCUUCGAUGCGCAUCAGGCUGGCCGUCAGGUCGUGUUGUAGCCGUGGCUUUGUGCGUCCCUCGAGCAGCUUGGCCAGUGUG
Molecule: messenger RNA, 829 nt
Organism: Vitrella brassicaformis
Lineage: Eukaryota; Vitrellaceae
Source: the annotation of a GenBank genome assembly